This is a messenger RNA of Lolium rigidum, 801 nucleotides long. Its product is annotated as probable carbohydrate esterase At4g34215. Bases 97 to 801 code for a protein of 234 amino acids. Lineage: Eukaryota; Viridiplantae; Streptophyta; Magnoliopsida; Poales; Poaceae. The transcript has a single exon. The record is from RefSeq and is a predicted model, not a curated record.
CUCUGCCUUGCCGCCUCCGCCACGCCGCGCCACGCGUCGGCCGCCGACGUGCCGCCCUCCAACAAGCUCAUCUUCAUCCUGGCGGGGCAGUCAAACAUGGCGGGCCGGGGCGGCAUGACGGGCACGCACUGGGACGGCAUCGUCCCGUCCCCGGACUGCUCGCCGUCCCCCUCCGUCCUUCGCCUCUCCCCCUCGCUGCGCUGGGAGCAGGCGCGGGAGCCGCUGCACCAGGGCAUCGACGGCAACCGCACCUGUGGUGUCGGGCCCGGGAUGGCCUUCGCCAACGCCGUGCUCCACUCCAGUUCUAGCUCCGUCGUCAUCGGCUUCGUGCCCUGCGCUGCCGGCGGGACGCGGAUCGCGGAGUGGGCCAAGCGGUCGGAGCUGUACGCGGCCAUGGUACGGCGCGCCCGGGCGGCCUUGGCCACCGGCGGCCGGAUCGGAGCCGUGCUAUGGUACCAGGGGGAGAGCGACACUGUGAGGUGGGCGGACGCUAACGCGUAUGGGCAACGGAUGGGCUCGCUCGUCCGCGACCUCCGCGCCGACCUCGCCAUGCCGGAUCUCCUCGUCAUCCAGGUUGGACUCGCGUCAGGGCUUGGGGAGUACACCCAAGUCGUGAGGGAUGCUCAGAAAGGAUUCGCACUUCCGAACGUGAGGUUUGUCGACGCCAUGGGGUUGCCGCUCCAGUACUACGACCACCUGCAUCUCACCACCCAGGCUCAGGUCCAGCUCGGGCAUAUGCUGGCUCAGUCCUAUUUGGAUCAUGGUACUACCAAGCCGUUAGAUACUGCAUCCACACACUAG